AUGGAAGGCGUGGUGGCGUCACUUCUACUGUCCCAGGUAGCGUCACUUCGACUGUCCCUGGUAGCGUCACUUCUACUGUUCCAGUUAUCAUCACUUCGACUGUCCCAGGUGGCGUCACUUCUACUGUCCCAGGUACCGUCACUUCUACUGUCCCAGACAGCGUCACUUCGACUGUCCCUGGUAGCGUCACUUCGACUGUCCCAGUACCGUCACUUCUAUUGUCCCUGGUACCGUCACUCGACUGUCCCUGGUACCGUCACUUCGACUGUCCCAGACAGCGUCACUUCUACUGUCCCAGACAUCGUCACUUCGACUGUCCCUGGUACCGUCACUUCUAUUGUCCCUGGUACCGUCACUUCGACUGUCCCUGGUACCGUCACUUCGACUGUCCCUAGUACCGUCACUUCUAUUGUCCCUGGUACCGUCACUCGACUGUCCCUGGUACCGUCACUUCGACUGUCCCAGACAGCGUCACUUCUACUGCCCCAGACAUCGUCACUUCGACUGUCCCUGGUACCGUCACUUCUAUUGUCCCUGGUAGCGUCACUUCGACUGUCCCUGGUAGCGUCACUUCGACUGUCCCUGGUAACGUCACUUCUAUUGUCCCUGGUACCGUCACUCGACUGUCCCUGGUACCGUCACUUCGACUGUCCCUGGUACCGUCACUUCUAUUGUCCCUGGUACCGUCACUCGACUGUGUCUGGUAGCGUCACUUCGACUGUCCCUGGUAGCGUCACUUCGACUGUCCCUGGUACCGUCACUUCGACUGUCUCCCAGACAGCGUCACUUCGACUGUCCCAGGUCACCAUGAGGGCAGCAGUUAUCGCCGUCUCUCUUCUCUACGUCAUCUUUGUCGUCGUUCAUGACGUUGACGGCACAUUCUUUCGGCGACGUUUUGGUUUCAGAACAUUCAGGCGCCGGAUUCCCUACAGGCCGCACAUAAUACAGCGCCCUUAUUAUCCCAAAACUGUCAAACCUCCCCACCCAACUCCAAAACCUCAUCCUCCACCGACAACGCCAGCACCAACAACCUCCAAACCCCACCCACCACCUACAAUAAAACCUAAAUUGACUGAUGUCCCUACCGCCCCCCUCCCACCAAAGCAACCUGACGGCAAAACCCCGUACCCCCCAUAUCCAUACCCUCCUUAUUAUCCUCCUCCACCUUACUACUACCCCAAUCCACAACAGCCGUACCCCCCACAACAACCGUACCCCCCUCAGCAGCCGUACCCCCCUCAGCAGCCGUACCCCCCACAACAGCCGUACCCACAGCCGACUGUAACUGUCCGCGACUGCGUCAGUGACGGUUGUGACUACUCCUGUUCGCCCAUGACAUACCUCAGCGGCGUCAAACACUGCUGCCCUCAAUGUUCCAAAGACGUCUCCAUGACGACGGGUACAAACGACAAAGGGGGACUUCUGCUUAUGUACCUAUCAGGCUACUGUCCAGUACUGAUUGUGACGACAUCACUACGUUGGUGGUGUGACAUUGUGGACAGCACUAGUGUGACUGUGGAUCCCUGUAAGAGAACGUUCUUGACGUACAAUGUGACUGUGGAUCCCUGUAAGAGAACGUUCUUGAUGUACAGUGUGACUGUGGAUCACUGUAAGAGAACGUUCCUGGCUUAG
This is a messenger RNA of Haliotis rubra (blacklip abalone), 1632 nucleotides long. Its product is annotated as mucin-5AC-like. Lineage: Eukaryota; Metazoa; Mollusca; Gastropoda; Lepetellida; Haliotidae. The record is from RefSeq and is a predicted model, not a curated record. The transcript has 6 exons. Bases 1 to 1632 code for a protein of 543 amino acids.